AUGCUUUUUUUGCUGUACUUCAUUAUUUUCAUUGCCGGACAAGGUGUCGUUGCUGCUCCUCUAAAUGAUAAAUGGGUGACUAUUUUCAAUCCACCUGCCACCAUUAUUGGAUCAUCUCGAAAUGGAAUUGACAGCUUUAAUGGAAUCCCUUUCGCACUACCACCAGUAGGUCCUUUACGAUUGAAACCACCUCAGCCGAUCACUAUACCUUUUGGUAUCAUUAAGGCCACUGGUGGAGCCAGAUCCUGCCCACAGUUCUUUUUCACCACCAACACCAAGAACUAUCUUCAAUCAAUUUUAGGAAAAUUCAUGAACACAAUACUACUCCAAACUGUUGUAGACGCAGGUGAAGAUUGCCUUAACCUCAGUAUUCGUCGCCCAGCGGGGACCAAAUCUGGAGCAAAGUUGCCGGUCAUCGUCUGGAUUUAUGGUGGUGGAUUUGAAAUUGGAUCAACUGGGUCUUACGAUGGGGGUCCAUUCGUCUCCUCUGCUGUGAAAUUGGGAAUGCCGGUGGUCUUUUUGGCCAUGAACUAUCGGGUUGGAGGAUUUGGUUUCAUGCCCGGGUCCGAGAUACUCCAAGAUGGAUCAUCCAACUUAGGCCUUUUGGACCAGCGACUGGCCCUCCAAUGGGUCGCCGAGAAUAUUGAGGCCUUUGGAGGGGAUCCAUCGAAGGUGACUAUCUGGGGGGAAAGUGCGGGAUCCAUUUCCGUCUUCAAUCAAAUGUCCAUGUACGAUGGCAAUCAUAUCCACAACGGCUUCCCCCUUUUUCAAGGAGCGAUUAUGGAUUCUGGAACAAUGGUCCCUGCCGAGCCGGUGGACGGUGUCAAAGGCCAGGCAACCUACGAUGCUGUUGUUAGGGCGGCUGGCUGUACCGAGGCCAUCAAUACGCUUGAUUGUCUGCGAGGUCUGGACUAUCACACCUUCCUCAACGCCGCUAAUUCCGUGCCGGGAGUUUUCUCUUACAACUCGGUCUCACUAGCAUAUGUGCCCCGACCAGAUGGUACUGUGCUCACGGAUUCAGCUGACCACCUUGCUGCGAGUGGUCGGUAUGCCUCUAUUCCUUUUAUUACAGGGGAUCAAGAAGAUGAGGGAACCAUUUUCGCCCUAUUCCAAGCCAACAUCACAACCACAGAUGAAUUGAUUGACUACUUCAAAGAUCUCUAUUUCUUUAAUGCAUCACAUCAACAGAUUGCAGAGUUGGUCGCAAUGUACCCUGAUGACGCAAAAGCAGGAUCUCCAUUCCAUACCGGUAACAGCCAUAACUGGUACCCUCAGUACAAGCGGCUGGCAGCAAUACUUGGAGACCUGUCCUUUACAUUGACCCGUCGAGUAUUUCUCUCAUAUGCCAUCAAAGCAAAGCCAGAUGUACCUUUUUGGUCGUACCUUUCCUCAUAUGACUAUGGUCUUCCUCUUUUGGGCACGUUCCAUGGAUCUGACAUCCUUCAAGUAUUCUACGGACUCUUGCCAAACUACGCAUCCAAGUCAAUUCACACUUACUACCUAUCGUUUGCAUACGACCGGGAUCCAAACUCUCGCGCAAAAGCAUUCAUGAAAUGGCCCAAGUGGGGCGAAAAGCACAAAAUGAUGAACUUUUUCAAUAACUACGGUGCUAUUAUGAGGGACGAUUUCCGACAAAAUGUGAGCGACUUCAUUGGAAACAAUUCAGAAUCUUUCCACAUCUAG
Molecule: messenger RNA, 1683 nt
Organism: Penicillium taxi
Lineage: Eukaryota; Fungi; Ascomycota; Eurotiomycetes; Eurotiales; Aspergillaceae
Product: putative extracellular lipase
Exons: 1
Coding region: 1-1683 (560 amino acids)
Source: RefSeq, a predicted model, not a curated record